AUGGAUUAAUAAACAUAGCCUGUGUAAAUUUCUUUUGGUGAAUAAAAUUGCAGAUGCGUUUCAAAUAUUGUAAUCAACAAAAGACACAUAUUCGCAGUUGGAACUUGGAAUGCUAAGAAAAAUAAUGAAGUAACAAUGAAUUUUAAUUUAUCUACAGAUAUAUGUGAAUGAAUAUUUAGAAUUGGAAUAAAAGAUAAUACAAUUACAUAAAAUACCAAUAAAUGGAAUGGUAGAGAAGAUCAUAGCAAAAAAAGAGUAAUUAUAUGUUAUCUACAUUGAUCGUAUUGACUAAUUAUUAAACUGUAGCAUAAUAAAGAAAGACAAAGCUUUGUUGCAUAGAAUUAGCUGAGAAUGGAAGAUAUCAAGUAAAUUUCGAUUUAUUGUAUGAAGGAUUAACAAAGUAUUACUUUUAAUUUAAUAUCAUAGUGUCAUUUGUCCAGAAGAUGAAUCAAUUAUCUAUUUGAGUUCCAAUAAAUCCAUUAUUCAAUUUGAUUUGAAUAAACAAUCAUUUGACAAUAUCAUUGAUGACAAUGAUCUCUAUAAUUUAUGUGAAUAAGACCCACAUCAUAAGAAUUUAUUUGUUAGAUCCUAAAACAAUUAUUUAUGCAUUUAAGAUACAAGAGAAAAAAAGUAAUUCAAAUUAUCAUCAUUAGAGUAAACAAAUUCAAAGCACACAGCCUUUAAAUAUUAGAUAUAGAUUUCAAUCCAAAUAAACAAUACUACCUUAUAACUGGUGGUGAAGAUUGUUUGGCCAAAGUUUGGGAUAUUCGUAAAACCCAAUACGCAAUUAAAUCUUUUGAAGACUUGUAGAAUUCAGUAUUAUAAGCAAAAUUUAAUAAAUUUCAUGACUAAUUAGUUUCAUUAUCAUGUAAAUUUAAAUUUCAAUAUAUUUAGUUGAUGAUGGCACUAUUUCAUUAUAUAAUAUUACAUCUGUUUCCUCUGUUCCUUAAUUGAAUAAGGAAGAUGAUUACUUGGUAAAAUAGUAUGAUGAACAUGAAGACUCUAUUUACGGGUUAAGUUGGUCAAGAGGAACUGCGUGGGUUUUGGCGUCUAUUGGAUAUAGUGGUCAUAUGAUAAUAAACACAGUUCCAACAACCGAGAAAUAUAAAAUAUUAUUGUGAAAAUUGUG
Messenger RNA from Paramecium octaurelia, 1129 nucleotides. The record is from the annotation of a GenBank genome assembly. Lineage: Eukaryota; Ciliophora; Oligohymenophorea; Peniculida; Parameciidae.